UUGAGAGCGGGCUGUGAGGCAGAGGAAGGCUCGGCCUGGUCUGCGGAGAUGUUUCACUCCCGGAGCUCCGACAGCGUGAUGUCAGCGGUGGCAGGGCUGUUGUAAUUGACUCGGAGGGGGCGAUGGCGUCAUUUUAUGCCCUGGUGUAGCCUCCUGCUCCAAUAGCGAAGGCGAGACGGAUCUCUGGCCGAAGCGACCGUGGCUCCCUUGGCCGGGAUCGAGCACCGCCGAGCCGGACAACUCACCCCGGGAAACAUGGAGGCUGCGGCCGCGGAGCUGCGGGCCGGCUCUCGGGUACCUGUCACUAUCGAUCAAAUAGUUAACGACACACUGGUGGUGACGCUGACCUAUCGAGAAAGGAGCUACACGGGGAUAUUGCUCGACUGCGGCAAAAAGACUGGACUCUUUUGUCUCCCAGACUUCACGGCGAAACUUGGGGACUGUCCGAUACCUAUGCCUGCCUGUGAAGUCGCGGCAGUUCUGAGUGAGGAGCCGGUUUCCAAAUCUCCCAGCCAGGCUUCGCACAGACCAAAGGAUGAAAACACUCUCCCUGAAGGCAGCAUGCCCCCUGCCCCGCAGCCUGGCCCCGUGCCCACGCCGGUGCCCGCUGGACAGACUCCUUAUCCUCCUUAUUUUGAAGGAGCCCCCUUUCCUCAACCUUUGUGGGUGCGCCACACAUAUAGCCAAUGGGUACCUCAACCCCCGCCGCGACCAAUCAAGAGGAAGAAGAGGCGGACGCGAGAACCCGGCCGUAUGACCAUGAGCACUAUCCGUCUACGGCCGAGGCAGGUGCUGUGUGAAAAAUGCAAGAACACACUGAACAGCGACGAGGACAGCAAAGAUGGCAUGAGCAACACCAAGACUUCUAGAAAAGAGAACACACUACAGAGCGACGAGGACGGCGACGAGAAGGACCUGCCUUCUAAGCUGUCGAGAAAAGAGGACAUAGUUGCAAGCAAGGACACUAAGAGACGAGAAAACGGCACCAGCCUCGACAGCAAACGCCUACGAAAGGAUAAAAGGGCUGAGUCUGAUGUGGAGAAGUACCCUGUCGGUGACGUUAUCCCCCAUAGUCCUGUUAUUAAGAUCUCCUACAGCACUCCACAGGGCAAAGGGGAGGUCAUGAAGAUCCCCUCUCGCGUCCAUGGGUCGGUCAAGCCAUUCUGCCCCAAACAGCUGGUGCAGAACGGCGUGGGAGAAAAUGGAAAGGCGCCUUCUAAUCCCACCAAGGAGCAGCGGCACAUACUUGACGCCACGAGGUCUGGCCUCACUGUGUCCAUUCCCAAACUCAAACUAACCAGGCCUUUUACAAACGUGGCUCAGGACUCUCCUUCUCCAAAGAUACGCUUGAAACCUCCUCAGAGGGAGGGCGAGGAGAGUGUGGUGGAGUAUGAGGCAGAACUCGUAGGGGACGCCCGGCGACGAAGCCCGCGGGCGCCUGGGCCGUGCCUCUCCCACUCGGAGGACUCAGUAGAAGGCAAGAACUCUCUGGACCUCUGGUCCGGGAGUUCUGGGGAGGAAGCGGAGCGCAGCCACAGCGACCUCACCCUUCUCAUCAAUUUCCGUAAGCGCAAGGCGGACUCGUCUAGCCUGUCCGUUUGCAGCAGCGACAGCCUGGACGAGUCCAAAUCCUUCAGCUCCGACGGCACGUCCCCCGAGAUGUGCGACCUGGCGCCCGGCGAGGACCUCUCCGUUACUUCAUCCUCCGUGCCCUCACGGGACGACUGCAAAACGGUGCCGCCGCUCACGGUGCGACUGCACACCCGCAGCAUGACAAAGUGUGUGACGGAGGAGGGCCACGCCGUGGCGGUGGGCGACAUCGUGUGGGGGAAGAUCCACGGCUUCCCCUGGUGGCCCGCGCGGGUCCUCAGCAUCAGCGGUACCCGCAAGCAGGAGACGCCCAGCUGCGAGGCCCAGUGGCCGCAGGCCAAGGUGGCGUGGUUCGGCUCGCCCACCACCUCCCAGCUGUCCGUCGCCAAACUGUCGCCAUUCAGGGAGUUCUUCAGGUCUCGUUUCAACCGCAAGAAGAAAGGGAUGUACCGCAGAGCCAUCCUUGAGGCGGCCAAGGCCGUCGGUCACAUGGGCCCAGAGAUCACGUCACUGCUUUCCCACUGCGACACGUAGAAGCUGACGACUGAAGAGAUCUCCAAGGUUUUUUUUUUUUUUUUUUUUCUGGAUUCUCACUCUGUCAUCAAGGCCCAGGAGGGAGUACGUGCGGUUGCCACAGCUACUAUUUAUAUGCUUUUUUUUUUUUUUUUUUUUUUAACUUUUUUUUUCACAAGGCUGGUGGAACAUGGCCGCCAAGGUGGAGCGUUGCAGAGACUGAAUAAGGGAGCAAAAAAGUAAAGGAAAAAAAAACAAAACAGACGCCAGGCAUCUCACUGACUGAACUGUUCCUCGUUAUUUUUUGUUAUUUUAUCUUUUAGGUUUAAUCAUAUUUCAAAUAGAGCCGCAUAACAACACUACAAGGACCAGAAUGUAUUUAUUGUCUGUUUAUUACCUACCUGCAACCUUUCUGACUUCAGGCUGUGGCAAAAAAAAAAACAAACAAAGAGAAGGAAAAAAACAAAAACCUCCUUGUCUGCUGCUGUCCAUCAUCACGGUGCGGAGGGGGCGGAGCAAACAGGCUCCUCCUCCUCCUGACAAAAGUCUUACCCACAAUCCUCCUCUGAAAAUGUGAACGGCUCCAUCCAGAGACUCUCCACGAAGCGAUCGCAGUUUUUUUGUUGUUUUUUUUUUUCCAAAAUCGUUCCAUCCUUUGCGAGUGUAGUUCGUGUUCGUAUUUAUACUGAAUCAUGUUUUUCCCUUCCAUCUUCCUUUUCACUUAGUUUGGAUUUCACUAGUCUACAUAACCCCCCCCCCCUCCUCCUCCUCUACCUCCAACCUGUCAUUUUAUCCCCCCCCCCACCCUUCCAGAUUUUUUUUUUCUUUUUAGUUGUAUUAUUUAAAUCGUUUAGGAGGAAAAAAAAAAGAAGCACUUUAUCUGUACCUCGGUGGCCUGCUGUACGCUCACUUGUCUGAAACACUAUUUGCGAGAUGCAGCCCUGACAGGCAGCAGGGGGGAGGGAUGCUUUAUUUUCUUGGAUGGUGGAGACGGCUUCAACACUGAACACGUUUCUGUCCACACACACAGACACACACACACACACACGCCACGUCAGACAUUUCCACUGGAGGACCGGGAAGCGGAGCAAUGUGUCGACGCUCCCCUAUGCAUCAUCAGUUAAAGCUUUACCAGGAAACAAACGCUGUACGAAUACUGUGAAUCCAACUGCUGAGGGAGUGGAAGAAAAAAAAAAAAGAAGCUCCAUCGAGACGUCGGCGAGCGACUCCAACCGUUGGUGACCUUUGUGGUGAAAGCUGUUGGAUGCAGGUGGAAGGGGGGAACGGAGACUUUUUUUUUUUUUUUUUUCAAAUGAAGAUCACGCUCAGCCAACCGAAGAAGCAGGUCGAUGCACUCCUCCCACUUUUUUUUUUUUUUUCUUUCUAACACACAACAAACUGUGGAAGUGAGUCCUAAGUGUGUUUGAGUGCUCCAGUUUUUUUUUUUAAAUUUUGUUUUAUUUUUUCCUCCCUCGCUCUCCGCAUAUGAGCAACUUGGCUAUCUACUGUUGCCCGCAGUCGGUCAAUGUUAUUGGCUACUUUUUUUGUUUUCUUUUUUUACGUGUACUGUACAUAAAAUAAAAUAUACAAGCAAUA
Salarias fasciatus (jewelled blenny) is the source of this 3699-nucleotide messenger RNA. RefSeq names its product PWWP domain containing 2B (gene pwwp2b). Bases 256 to 2124 code for a protein of 622 amino acids. The transcript has 3 exons. Lineage: Eukaryota; Metazoa; Chordata; Actinopteri; Blenniiformes; Blenniidae. Gene Ontology annotation, molecular function: chromatin binding. The record is from RefSeq and is a predicted model, not a curated record. Gene Ontology annotation, cellular component: nucleus; chromocenter.